AACUAACAAAGCUCUGCCUUCCAUUCCACUCAGCAUUAUAGUAUAAAGAUUGAGAGAACCAGCUACUCUAUAUAGAUCUAUGGCCCGGAAGAGUAGAUCAAGUGUUGAUAUGGGUGAGUCUGCAAUUAAACUGGCCCUCAGAGAACCAGAUGGGAUAAUAGUGAAUUACAUUAUUGAUGAUGGGACGCCAUUGGAGCUACUCAUGAAGACGUACUGUCAGAAAAAAGAACACAAUAGGAAGAACGUCACAUUCACAUAUCUAGGGACACCAAUACUGAGCAUGCAGACUGCAAAAGACCUCAAUAUGAAGGACGGAGAUACUAUUGUAAUACAAAUUAAUGAAGUAACACAAAAAUGAUGUAUUUUAAUAUGACUAUUUUUAUCUUUUUAUUGUCUCCACUUAACUUCUUUAUAUGCAUACAAAAUGUGCAUUAAAAAUAUUAAAAUAGCUUGCUUGCUUUUUGAAUUAAAAAACCUCUUAAAAGUUUAA
Molecule: messenger RNA, 490 nt
Organism: Amphimedon queenslandica
Lineage: Eukaryota; Metazoa; Porifera; Demospongiae; Haplosclerida; Niphatidae
Product: small ubiquitin-related modifier 1-like
Exons: 3
Coding region: 80-358 (92 amino acids)
Source: RefSeq, a predicted model, not a curated record